Paramecium tetraurelia is the source of this 1353-nucleotide messenger RNA. RefSeq lists its product as uncharacterized. NCBI's taxonomy places the organism in Eukaryota, Ciliophora, Oligohymenophorea, Peniculida, Parameciidae. The transcript is spliced from 4 exons. The record is from RefSeq and is a predicted model, not a curated record.
AUGUUUAUUGUUUUUGCAGCAGCAUUCUAAUUAUCUACUAGAAUCACUUAAGAUUUUAAAAUGCCAAUAUUACAUUCAGAUCAAAUUAAUCCCUGGUUUUUGGAUGACCAAAACCAAAAUGAAGCAUUUGUUGAUUGGGAAGGAAAUCAAGUGCGAUAAUUUCACUCAUUUAAUGAAAAUCAAUUUCCAAUCAACAUAACACUGAGAAUUUAAACAUAAUCUGAAUUUUAUCCUUUUAUUUAGGAAAGUCUUCAACUAAGAUUUCCAGAAGUAGAUGAAAUUACGUAUACUCUAUUACCAAAGUAAUCUUAUUAAUUAGCAAUGGAAUAUAAUUGCACUCAACAUAAUGAGGGAAUCCAAUAAAUUGAUUUAAUUUUUAUGGAAUAAUCAUUUAAGAAUAAUCCUUUACAUUUAGAUGAAUUAAAUUAAAUUAGUAUUAGGUAUUAUAAAUAUUGCUAAAACCCUCAUACAGCACUAAUUGAUUUUAAGAAUAUGGUAGCAGUAAUAUUGAUAUACAUUACUACCACUUGUAGCUCACUGUUUUGUAUUAGAAAAGUUUUUACAUAAUUUGAAUUUACUCCAACUAAGUAAUUAUUGACACUUUUAUUGUUUCCUGCUAUUGGAUCAUUUUUUGUUUAUCCAAAAACAAUAUCAUUUAUUCUAGCUUUUAUAGUGUUAUGCGAUUUUAUUUAUUAUGCCUCAAAAUCAUUGAUUAUUAGCAUAAUAGUAUCCUUGAUUAUCUUAUAUUUUCAACAUUAUAUUAUUGAGUCUACUCAAAUUGAAUAAGUUUUCUUUAAUGAUUUAUUUCAUCAAAUACUUCCUUGUAUUGUUACAGUUUUAUUGCUUAUAUAAGUAAAUCGACGCAUAAUCAUUGCCAAUAAAUUUUAACUAUUUUUAUUUUUUUGCAUAAUUUGGCUAACUGAAAUUUAUUCUUUGGUUCAUAGAACACAAGUCGAUAAACACUUGCUAAUUCAGAAUUCCUAAGAGAUGUCUGGUUCUAUAAAAACAAAGUUUUCAUUUUUAAUUGCAAACGAUCAUACCUAAUGGCAAUAAAAAAAUAUUGAUAUCCAUUUAUAUUAAUUAAUUGGGUUAUCAUUAAUACAAUCUUUCAUUUUUCGACAUGGACUAUUCAAUAAAGAACAUAUUGUAAAUAUUAUAAUUAUUGGUAUAACCUAAUUUACUGGAUUGAUAUUGUUUGAUUUGCUAUAUCGCUAUAAGCACAAUCCUCCGUUCUUAACACUAAUUACUGGAUUUAUUUUACUUGGAAUGAUGUUAAAUUAUUUAAGAACUGGUUCAGGAUUGAGAAAUCCUUAUCUUGAAUUUGAGUAAAUAGAAGAAAAGAUUAAGAUAUGA